Molecule: messenger RNA, 547 nt
Organism: Osmia lignaria (orchard mason bee)
Lineage: Eukaryota; Metazoa; Arthropoda; Insecta; Hymenoptera; Megachilidae
Gene: Polr3K
Product: RNA polymerase III subunit K
Biological process (GO): DNA-templated transcription; termination of RNA polymerase III transcription
Cellular component (GO): RNA polymerase III complex
Molecular function (GO): zinc ion binding; nucleic acid binding
Source: RefSeq, a predicted model, not a curated record
GCUACAAACAAUUGAACAAUUUUAAUAUUGCUUUCAUGAUUACGUUCAUGAUUCUAAUGCAUCAACCUUAUCACGAUGUUGAUGUUCUGUCCGACUUGUGGUAAUGUUCUACGAGUGGAAGAAGCUUUAGCAGGUUUACGUUUUGCGUGUAAUACCUGCCCAUAUGUAUUUAAUAUCGCAAGAAGAGUGAGUAAUCGUACAUAUCCAAAAUUGAAAGAAGUAGAUGACGUACUAGGUGGAAGCGCGGCUUGGGAAAACGUGGAUUCCACAGAAGAACGGUGCCCAAAGUGUUCGCAUUCCCGAGCUUACUUUAUGCAAAUUCAAACGAGGUCUGCUGAUGAACCUAUGACAACGUUUUAUAAGUGCUGUAAUCCUCAAUGUUGUCACAACUGGCGCGAUUAAAGUUUAAUUUUUUACUGGGUGGAAAACGCAUGGUGAGCGUUGAGAGCUUGGGUCCAAUGAAGUCUCUUUUAAAUUCAACUUCAAAUGAAGUGAAGGAAUUAAAUAAUUCUAGUAAACAUUGGAAUUGUAGAGGAAGAAGAAGUAU